Messenger RNA from Limulus polyphemus (Atlantic horseshoe crab), 5805 nucleotides. Its product is annotated as very low-density lipoprotein receptor-like. NCBI's taxonomy places the organism in Eukaryota, Metazoa, Arthropoda, Merostomata, Xiphosura, Limulidae. The coding region runs from base 207 to 2924 and encodes 905 amino acids. The record is from RefSeq and is a predicted model, not a curated record. The transcript has 20 exons. Gene Ontology annotation, molecular function: protein binding; calcium ion binding.
UGUUAGUAGGAUGCGACGUGGAACUUCGUACAAUUUAACAGAGCAGUCUAAGUACCAGUUUCCUAUGUUAUAUCGUCAAUGGGUAAUCUUACAGUUAUGCUGAACAGAAAUAGUUCAAUUUAAUUACAAUCCAAUAGUGAGACAGUUUAUAAUUUGUAUAGUGUGUUUGUUCAUUUUGGGAAUUUUGUUAUUCUGCGAGUUUAAAAAUGAAUUUAAUCCCAUUUCUAAAAAGAAACUUUCCAGUAUAUAUAGGUUUUGUGAUCAUCUGUUUGUUCAUUCAAAGGAUACAUGGUCAGUGUUCACCAAACCAGUUUACAUGUGCCAAUCACAGGUGCAUUCCAAUGACCUGGCAUUGUGAUGAAGAUGAUGACUGUGGAGACAAUUCUGAUGAAAUAAACUGUUAUGUAAGAACCUGUUCAUCAACAGAAAUGAAAUGUGACAACCAAAAAUGUGUUCCUAUCAAAUGGCAAUGUGACAAAGAAAAUGACUGUGGAGACAUGUCUGAUGAAAAUCAAGAUCUUUGUAGCAAUAAAACAUGUGGACCUGAUCAAUUCUCUUGUGAAAUGACUGAGGGAGUUUGUAUACCUGAAACCUGGAGAUGUGAUGGCCAGAAGGACUGCCAAGAUGGUUCUGAUGAAAAAAAAGAUUGUUACCAGAUGACUUGUACAUCACAAGAAUUUACUUGCCAAAAUAAGAAGUGUAUUACUCAACGGUGGAUCUGUGACCAAGAUGAUGACUGUGGAGAUGGCAGCGAUGAACUGAACUGUUCAAAUGUAACCUGCUCUUCAACAGAGUUUAUGUGUGAUAGUAUGAAGUGUAUACCAAAUAAAUGGCACUGUGAUGGUGAGGAAGAUUGUGCAAAUAAUUCUGAUGAGAAGAACUGCUCUUCUGAAGGCUUUCAAUCACCUUGUAACUCUAGACAAUUCAUGUGUGCUAACCAAAAGGAUUGUAUCCUUAUUUCCUGGCACUGUGAUGGUGGUAUUGACUGUCCUGAUAAAUCAGAUGAGACAAAUUGCACCAUCACUUGUCAGCCUGACCAGUUCCAGUGCAAAAAUUAUCAGUGUAUUCCCGGACAUCUUCGAUGUAAUGGGAAAAAGGAAUGUUUUGAUGAAUCUGAUGAGGAAAACUGUCCAGAAACUCAAAAGAUGUGUGACCCAGAGAUUGAAUUUGAUUGUGGCCAGAAUCGCUGUAUUCCCAUAUAUUUGAUCUGUAAUAAAAAAAAUGAUUGUGGAAACUGGGAAGAUGAACCUAUUCACUUGUGCAAUAAGAAUGAAUGUGAAGAGAAUAAUGGAGGAUGUUCUCAGAACUGUGUUAACAUGGUUGCUGGUUUUCAGUGUUCCUGUUUUGAAGGCUAUGAACUUGUAGACAAUAAAACAUGCAAAGAUAUCAAUGAAUGUGAGAUCUUGGGUUUCUGUUCACAAGGAUGUGUCAAUACCAAAGGCAGUUAUAAAUGUGAUUGUAUGAAAGGUUAUUCAUUGGAACCAAAUAAUCAUCACCGCUGUCGAGCCUCAGAAGGACAAGCUGAAUUGCUUUUUAGCAAUAGAAAGGAUAUUCGGAAGAUUGAUAUAGAAAGCUUUGAGUAUAAGUCUGUUGUUAGUGAUCUUCAAAAUGCCAUUGCAAUUGACUUUAUAUUUCACACUAGGACCCUGUUAUGGUCAGAUGUUGCAGAGGGAUGCAUUAAAAGUGCCCCUAUUGAUACAGGUAGACCAGUAACAACAAUUGUAAAGGAGAGUGUUACUACUCCAGAUGGAAUAGCAGUAGACUGGAUUUACAAACACAUUUACUGGACAGAUACAGGAAAGAAUACUAUUGAAGUAACAGAUAUGCAGGGAACCUUGAGGAAAACUCUUAUUUGUGAGGGUCUUGAUGAACCUAGAGCUAUUGUAGUGAAUCCCUUAGAUGGAUGGAUGUUUUGGACUGACUGGGGUACUUCAGCCAAAAUUGAAAGGGCUGGGUUAGAUGGAUCUCAUCGAAAAGGCAUCGUCACUUCUGAUAUACAGUGGCCCAAUGGAUUGGCUAUAGAUUUUCUGUCUAAGAAAAUUUAUUGGGUUGAUGCCAAACUUCAUACACUAGGGAGUGUAGACUACAAUGGUGAUAACCAGCAGAUUGUGUUGUCUUCACCAGUUGUCCUUAGAUAUCCCUUUUCUGUGGAUAUAUUUGAAGACUGGGUAUAUUGGACAGACUGGGAAUCUAAAGCUAUUCACAAGGUUAACAAAUUUACUGGUAAAGAAAAGAGUGAUAUAACUGUUGGUGUUACCCAUCCCAUGGAUCUUCAUGUUUAUCACAAAUAUAAACAACCCAUUGGUGAGAAUCACUGUGGAGUUCAAAAUGGAUAUUGUUCCCAUCUUUGCUUACCAUCACCUAAUCUGACCUCAAUUUCUGCAAAGUUCAGAUGUGUGUGUCCUGAUAACAUGGAGCUUCAGAGUGACCAAAGAACUUGUAUUAUCAAAAAUCCAUCUACUAGAAGCAGUACUAGCACAAAUAGUGUAACCACCUCACAAUCAAGAAACUCUUCUUCUUCUACAAAUAAAGUUUCAACUUCAGGAUCAGUUGUACCUGCUAGCCUAUCAGAACUGACAACAAAACCACAAUUAGUAACCUUAGACCCGUUUCUAGCAGUCACUGGUAAUAGUAGUAGCAAGCACCUGUAUGAAGUCACAUCCUCAGAAGUUGACACUGGUAGAAUAGCUGGCAUUAUUAUUGGGGUUUUAGGAGGGCUAGUGGUCCUCAUUACUCUGAUUAUUAUCCUAGUCUACAAGCAGUAUGUCCACAGAAAUAUACGAAGUAUGAAUUUUAUCAAUCCAGUGUAUGGGAAAACAACAGAAGAUCUACUAAGUUUAGAAAACAAUCAGUAUCAGUCUUCAAGAUCAUACAUUUCAAGUCUGGAGUCACUAACUUCACCAGGUACCAAUGAGUUUGUAUAACUCUUGCUCUGGCUAUUUUGAGCACUGCAGGCAGUUUGAUUAAAGGGAAUCAGUGCUAUUAAUAUGUUUGGAAUAGCUUUGAAUUUAUUUAAAACAAUAAAAUAUGUAUUUUUUGUUGGAUGUUAUUGAACUUGUGAAUCACACAAUUAAGGGAACAAUAAAAUGUGCAUUAUUUGGGGGAUUAAGUCACAAGAUGGUGAGAACAAUUUAAGGAAGCCUAUAUGACUUAACACAUUGUUACAUGUGACUGAAAGUCAAAUGUUAUGUUCUUUCAGAAAAGUUCCAAACUCUAUAGCACUUGAAAACAAAUUAAGUUAUUACAGCAACAUUGUAGAAGAUAAAACCUGGUUAUUUUGACAGGAAGAAACCAUUGAUGCAGUACAUUGUGGUUAGGUAACUGUCACACACACAUAGAGGGAAAUAAGGGAGGUUCAGUCCUUAUUUUGAUGAAAACCUGGUUAUUUUGACAGGAAGAAACCAUUGAUGCAGUACAUUGUGGUUAGGUAACUGUCACACACAUAGAGGGAAAUAAGGGAGGUUCAGUCCUUAUUUUGAUGAAAAGUUGGUGUAUUUUGAAUGUGGUUUAUGCACAAAGUAAAUUCUAAAUGAUUGCCAUUUGUUUAUUUUCUUUUUACUAUGAGUGAAAUCUAAAUUGAUUGCACUAUUGGAGGAAAAAUUAUACUACCUUAAGGAUGAAUAUUCUGAGUUCCAUGACAUUUAGACAACUGAUGUUACUGUGUUGUAGUAUAGCUUCUACACCUUGAAGUAUGUGACAUUUUGUAUAGGUUACUGUUGUGUAGCUUAAAAUGGCAGUUUGUGCCAUUUCUUUUUCAGGUUUUUAUUUAUUUUUUUCAUUAAUCCAUAUGGUAUUUUAAAAGUAACAAAAUGUAGCUAAAGGAAUCACUAAUAUUUUUCCAAGAUUAUAGUUAGAAAAACUACAGUGAACAGAAUCUAGAAAGGGAAUUUGCACAAAUAGAUAUGAGCAUAGAAGGUUUAGAUUAAAGAUACAGUAAACUUGAGAGGUAUCUUUUCAUCAGGAUGCUUGAUUGAGAAACUAAUAGUAAAGGAAAUUGAUGUAAAUUUGCCCACAUAGCUGGCAGAUAAAAUUAUUUACAAAGGAGAGAUAUAUUUUUUACAAUGUGAAUAGCUAUGGUUAACUGUUUUAAAUAAAGAAGAUAAAUAUGAUAAAUCACCAGAUAUAAUAAUUUGAUUCCCAAUGUUUUUCCAUAUCAGUUUUAUCAAGUUUUAUCACCUAACAAAACCUAAAUUGAAAAAUUACAGUAAGUAAAAGAUCAUUUUAAAUAAUACAACAGUUCAAUGUUUUUGUCACAGUGUGAUAAAAUUAAUAAAGCUGAUACAGGAAAAUUUUGGAACAAAAUUGUUUUAUCAGUUGAUCUGUAAUGCUUAUUAACAUUUUAUAAUGUCUACCAUUUUGUAGCUUGCAUUGAAAGAUAAUCAUGUUGAAUAUUGUAUUAUUGUUAUUAUUACUGUUCGUAAAUAUUUUAUGGCUGGAUCAUUCAGAAUAACAAUGUUGGUGUGUCAACAACACUACUGAAUUUGAAACUAGUUACCAUAUAUAAAAAGCAAAAACAGUAAAUAAGGUUUUUAUUUUUGUUGGGUGUAUUUUUUUUACUUUAUCUUAUUUAUGUUGAUACAUCUAUAAAAUUUCAUUACUUGUAAGAAAAAUAAUAUAAAUUUAUUCGUAUUAAUUGUCCUUUUAUAGUUUUGUUUAUUAUAUUUGUUUGUUUUUAUUAGCAUGUUUUAGUUUAGUAUGUCCUGGUUUAGUAUUUCUCCAUGUGAAUAAUUAGUCUUAGUUUCAUUAUUAUUAUUUUAUUUAUGGUAUAUUUUUGUAAGCCAAGAAUGUUUAAACCGGGGUGGCUAGCCCAGUCGUAGGACGACCAUGUUCAGUGACAGGGAUUCAAACUCGCCACUGUGAGAUUGAGAGUCCAGUGCCGUAAAAAAUUCACAAUAAAAUACUUCAUAAUUUUGACGUUUACAUUUGUAAAGAAAUAUUAUCAGUCCAUCAAGCUUCCCCACAAUGUGUUAAAUGUUUGAUUUUAAUCUCUUUGCAUAAAAUUUAUAUAGUUAGAAACUAUAAAAGAUUUUACUACUGCUAGGAAAGUAACUGAAAUGGAAAAGAAACUCGUUAAUUUCUUUAUUACAUAAUUUCAUGUAAACUGGUGAAAUUUAACUUCUGACAAAUUUUUAACUAAGUAAAAUAUCCUUUAGAAAUUACAGUUCGAAAAUUAUAAAACAUGGGUAAAAGUAUCUCCUCAUUUUCUUUGUAUAUAAUUUUGCUACUGAGGUGUUUACAUGAAUUGUUUAAUGAUGUUUUUCACACCAAUCUGAAAUUUGAAGAAAGACGUAUAAGCUGAAUUUUUAAAUAUAUUUACAUUUAUAUAAUUUUUCAAGGUUGUGAACUAGAGUUGAUUACAUGAAUGACAAAUCUCUUAGAAAAAAUGGAAUGCUUAUUGCAUGAUUUCAUCUGACUUCAGUAUACUGUUGAAGAGUAAAAUAUUUCACGUUGCUUCACCUAGUUUUCUAAGUACCAUAGGAAAAAAAGGGAAAUUUGAAAUUUUGUUUUAGCAAUUUGUUUGGCUUAUAAUUAUGUAUAUAAAAGGGAUUUCCAGGGAGAAAGUUAAUGUAUGAUAUGAUUAGACUACAAUAUCAUUGGAAUUUAUAUACACGUUAUCAUAACAUUUGAGCAGAAAUUAUGUACGUUAUGUUUCAUUUGUCAAGGAGUGUGUGCUAAAGUUUAUUAUUAUGUACGUUAUGUUUCAUUCAUCAAGGAGUGUGUACUAAAAGUUAUUAUUAUGUACGUUAUGUUUCAUUCGUCAAGGAGUGUGUACUAAAGUUUAUUAUUAUGUACGUUAUGUUUCAU